AUGUAUAAGUUUGACCUUAACGCAACCUUUACAUGGCCCCUCAGACACUUGGUCGGUACCGAGCUGCAUAAUAAGUACAAGGACGAAGGUGUCUCAGCAGAUGAAGAAAAUGUUAGGCAGAAAUUACUUCAAAUAAGCCACAACUGCCCGUUCCAUGGCACGACUCACGACCUGCAGAUCCACGGGCAGGGAGAGAGACAAAUGCCAAACGACGAACAGGUCAACAGCGACUCUGGUGGCUAUGUUCGACUCGUGGAGAGUUGCAUGACAAGACCGAGAAGUGAUGCUGGACAACAUAAGGGACUAGUUCAUCAGUCCGUUUUAUUCUUCGUCCUCCUGGUGGUGCUGUCGGCGGUCCUCAGCGCCGCCAACCCCGCCGCUGAUCCCUUCAAGAAGAAAGGCUUCAAGAAGCAAGGGUACAGGCCAAGGCCGAUUGCUAGGCCCGUGGUUUACCGCCCUGUCUAUGUUGCGCAGAAACCGGUACAGCCAAGCUACGGACACCAGCCAAGUUACGGACACCAGCCAAGCUACGGACACCAGGCGAGUUACGGACACCAGUCAAGCUACGGACACCAGCCAAGCUAUGGACACGGCUGGUAGACUUUCUUGUUAGUGAUAUCCAAGAGGUACCCCGGGCUUCUGGCUGUCUAAAGGAAUUGAAGAAUGAUCGGUUUCUGCAACUUUAAAAGCGCACUACCUCCAUUUUUAUUUCAAACUCUGAGAGUCGCUGCCUGCCUUUAGUUUAGAAGAUAAGGGAAUUUCAUGUAACUGAUUUAUUUCUGUUAACCGUAUCAUUCUCACUGACAGUACUUUUCGAAAGAUAUUGAAUAUAUCCUUUGUUCUGUAGUUUGUGUAAAUUUAUGUAAAAUUGAAUUGUACAAAAACGCACAUAAAUAAUUAUAUUUAGUACAAAUGA
Penaeus chinensis is the source of this 916-nucleotide messenger RNA. RefSeq lists its product as uncharacterized. Lineage: Eukaryota; Metazoa; Arthropoda; Malacostraca; Decapoda; Penaeidae. The record is from RefSeq and is a predicted model, not a curated record. The transcript has 4 exons. The coding region runs from base 1 to 600 and encodes 199 amino acids.